ACAACCUUGAUAAUUAAGCAAGGAUGUUAUUUUUACAACUUUAUUUGCAUUACCUGAAAGACUAUACAAAAGAUGCUCUAAGAAUUAAACACACUUAUGAUGUCAUAUUCUCAAUAUCUAGAUUUUCCCAGGACACUGUGCAGAGAAUAGUCAUGCCCAGUCCACAUUAGUUAACUGUCUGCAGCCAAUCACAAGGCACUCACUGAAACACGGGAUCUAUAUUAAUCUAUCCGACAGAAGCUUUGCUCUGAUGUACGAUAGGCCCUACCAGGACCACUGGAGAGGCACAGGUGAUGAAUCUCACCAACAGAGAUGCUUUUCAGGAGGCUUUGGUGAAAAAUGUUAUAAUUGUUGUGCUGGGUAUUGCUAUCAACUGCACCAAUGGGAUCAUAGUUCUGACUUUCUUCAAGAACUCUGUGUUUCACAGUGACUCAAGAUACAUUCUGUACAUGAAUCUUGUGGUGAAUGAUAUGAUUCUGAUUUUUCUUUCUGUGACACUGUAUGUUUUAAGUUAUGCCAACCCAUUUUUUAAAGCUUCCACAUGUUGUAGUGUGCUUAUAAUUGGUUCAACCACACACAUGAACACACCAAUUAUCCUGGCUGGUAUGGCUAUUGAGCGCUAUAUCGCCAUUUGCAAACCCCUUCAUCAUGCUCAGAUGUGCACAGUACGCAGGACCUAUUUCAUCAUUGGCCUUACGUGGGGAGUUGGCUUCAUGCCUGCGCUAGCUGAUGUUAUCAUUGUCCUUGCCACACAGCCUAUAAGCUUUUUUUCAACAGUAAUCUUUUGUUUUCCUCUCAGUCUAUACAACACCCGAUACCAUGAAGAGAAAGUGAAGGUGGUCCAAGGCCUGUAUAUAUCCUUCGUGUGGCUGACACUGAUCUAUACGUACGUUAGGAUAUUUCUAACAGCCAAAGCAGCUAAAGGAGAUGCUGCCUCAGCCAAAAAGGCACUUAACACCAUUUCAUUACACGGCAUCCAGUUGCUUCUGUGUAUGUUGUCCUACGUCACUCCUUUUCUUGAUCUUGUUUUGAUCACAUAUUUCCCCAUCUAUCGCUCAAAAAUAACCUUCCUGGGCUACCUGAUCACAAACAUUAUCCCAAGGCUGCUCAGUCCUCUGAUUUAUAGUAUUAGAGAUCAGAAAUUUGCCAAACACAUGUCACAGUACUUUUCCUGCAAAAUUAUAAUAUGCAAGGGCAAACAGAAGAGGAGGAACCUCAAACAUUUUAGCAAGAAGGUAUGUUCAUUUAAUAAUUAAAUUUAGAUUGAAUUGAACAAUGAAACAAUGUAUAUUUUGUUCAGUCUGUUCCUAGAGGGUUUCCAGUUGAAACUUUAAAAACCAGUGCAGAUAGCAGAUACUAAGUAUCAAA
Molecule: messenger RNA, 1368 nt
Organism: Alosa alosa (allis shad)
Lineage: Eukaryota; Metazoa; Chordata; Actinopteri; Clupeiformes; Clupeidae
Product: odorant receptor 131-2-like
Exons: 2
Coding region: 294-1256 (320 amino acids)
Biological process (GO): G protein-coupled receptor signaling pathway
Cellular component (GO): membrane
Molecular function (GO): G protein-coupled receptor activity
Source: RefSeq, a predicted model, not a curated record